AUGGGGCACAAAGACAAAGAGAAAUCCAAAGACAAGAAGGACAAGCGUCGCCAAGAGAUUUCCCUUCUCCGAACCAUCCCUUAUUCUGAUCACCAGAGGUGGUGGUCCAAGGAGACGGUUGCUGUGGUUACGGGAGGAAACAGAGGAAUCGGGUUUGAGAUCUCCAGACAGCUUGCUGGCCAUGGAUUGACCGUUAUACUCACAUCCAGAGACGCAAGUGUGGGCGUUGAAUCCACCAAGGUGUUGCAAGAAGGUGGCCUUGACGUCGACUGUCACCAGCUUGACAUAUUAGACUCCGCAUCCAUCAGCAAUUUUUCUGAGUGGUUGAAAGAAAAAUUUGGCGGUCUGGAUAUUCUGAUAAACAAUGCUGGUAUUAACUUCAACUUUGGAUCUGAUAACUCUGUUGAGAAUGCCCGAAUCGUUUGUGAGACAAACUAUUUCGGCACCAAGAGAAUGAUUGAAGCUAUGAUCCCAUUGAUGAAGCCUUCUUCUCACUGUGCUCGCAUUGUCAAUGUCAGCACUCGUCUCAGUCGACUAAGUAGCAAGCGAAAUAAACUGGAGAAUGAAGAAGUGAAGGCACAACUAAGCGAUGUGGACAACCUGACAGAGGAAAUGAUAGAUGAGAUGGUAAACAAAUUUCUGCAGCAAGCAGAGGAUGGGACAUGGAAGGAAGGAGGAUGGCCUCCAUCACACACAGACUACACAGUAUCGAAGCUGGCUGUGAAUGCCUAUACAAGGUUCAUGGCGAAGAAGCUAUCAGAGAGGCCAGAUGGUGAGAAAAUAUACAUAAACUGUUACUGUCCAGGUUGGGUGAAGACUGCUCUCACGGGCUAUGCAGGGACCAUCACAGUUGAGGAAGGUGCCGAUACUGGAGUAUGGCUUUCCCUUCUUCCUGAUCAAGCUAUUACUGGAAAGUUCUUUGCAGAGAGAAGAGAGAUCAAGUUUUGAGAAGCUUAUAUUAGUUAUAGAGCUUCACUUCAUAUUGCUGCCACAUUUAGAUGCUCCAGAAAGAAUCUCGAUCAGAAAUCUGGUUGUGUGAAUGGGAAGCGAUUUGUUCAUGUUAUUUGCACUGAGAUGAAAAUGAUAGAUACUAGAAUGGACCUGAUGAAAGUAUUGAUGUGAUAUUAAGCACUUAAAUGAUCGUGGGUUCAGAACAUGUUUGAUUAUUU
Messenger RNA from Neltuma alba, 1169 nucleotides. Its product is annotated as (+)-neomenthol dehydrogenase-like. The transcript is spliced from 4 exons. Gene Ontology annotation, molecular function: oxidoreductase activity, acting on the CH-OH group of donors, NAD or NADP as acceptor. NCBI's taxonomy places the organism in Eukaryota, Viridiplantae, Streptophyta, Magnoliopsida, Fabales, Fabaceae. The record is from RefSeq and is a predicted model, not a curated record. Bases 1 to 948 code for a protein of 315 amino acids. Gene Ontology annotation, cellular component: membrane.